Messenger RNA from Cokeromyces recurvatus, 3226 nucleotides. RefSeq names its product Rho GTPase activation protein. Gene Ontology annotation, molecular function: GTPase activator activity; actin filament binding; calmodulin binding. The coding region runs from base 135 to 3170 and encodes 1011 amino acids. Gene Ontology annotation, cellular component: mitotic actomyosin contractile ring; cytoplasm. The record is from RefSeq and is a predicted model, not a curated record. Gene Ontology annotation, biological process: regulation of actin cytoskeleton organization; mitotic actomyosin contractile ring assembly actin filament organization; regulation of GTPase activity. Lineage: Eukaryota; Fungi; Mucoromycota; Mucoromycetes; Mucorales; Mucoraceae. The transcript is spliced from 7 exons.
CAAAGGUUAUUUAUUGUAUUCAUGCACUUAGUCACCUGUUAUCACAAAAGCGUUUGGCUCCCAAUAUUAAAAAUUUAUUAGGCCAACUUCAAUUCACUAAUGAGGAGUUAACUAAAACUCAACGUCAUUUGGAUAUGUCGGGUGUGCCUAUGCCUAACUUUUUAAAUAUUCGUACUUCUUUAAAACGUGAAUUAAAUGAAUUUUCUAAUGAUGAUGAUGAUGAUGAUGAUAUAUGUUCUAUUACAACGAAUGGUGACUAUAGCUAUCAACGUUUAGCUAAAUUAGGGCACUCUGGUGUAGACUAUUACAAUACGGAUAUACCUGAGCUUAUCAUUGAGGAAGAAGGAGAAUGGGAUUCAGAUUCAAGCCAAGCUUCUAUUACUGCAGGAGAAGAAGAAAGGGAAUUGAACGAAAAGAAAUUAAUUGUAUGUCAAACCUGGAUUCGUACUUGGCUCGCUAGAAAGAGGUUUAAUAGAUUACGUCAAUACUAUCGAUCCGAGCCCUUUCUUUCUAUCCUUAUUCGAUUUCAAGCAUCUGUUAGAGGGAAUAGAGCUCGUAAGAUGCUCCACUUGAAACAAUCUAAUUUUUCAGUUCACAUUGAUUUUAUUAUUCAAUUUCAGGCUGCUUGUAGAUCCUAUCUGGUUCAAUCCAGGAAGGGAAAGAUCAUGCAUCAUUAUCAUACCAACAUAGAUAAAAUCAUCAGGGCUCAACGAAUCGUGAAGACUAAAUUUAAUAAUAUAGCCUAUCUCAAAUUGAAAACAAACGUAAAUCCGUCUGUGAGUGAAGUCAAGAAUUUUAUUCAUUUAUUAGAUAAUAGUGAUCUUGAUUUCGAUCGUGAAUUAGUGAUAGAGGCCCUUAGACAACAAGUGAUUGAGAGCAUUAAAGAAAACAAUGAAUUGGAUGCUCAUGUUAUGCUAUUGGACCUUCAGAUUGCUCUCUUUAUAAAAAAUGUAAUUACAUUUGAGGAAGUCUUGAAACAAAGUGGUGCCUUUAAGAAACGCAAGGAACAACUGAUGAGUAAAGCAAUCGAUAAAAUGAACAGUCCAGCUCUGGAGGGGCCCUUCUCGUUAUCCCUUACUGAUAAAGAAGGUAGAGAACGUCGUGCACUCUUUGAACAACUCGUUUACCUCUUACAGACCCAGCCAAGGUACCUUACCAAUCUAUUAUCAUUACUCAAUCGAUCAGGGGUCUGCAGUCAGCGACUCAUCGAGUCCACUGUACUUUCUUUAUUUGGUUAUGCUACAAAUACUCGUGAAGAAUACUUGAUGAUCAAUCUGUGUAAGUCAUGCAUCGAUGAAGAAAUAAAGGGUAUAGGAAACACCCAGGAAUUUAUGCUUGGGAACUAUAUCUUUAUGAAACUUAUCGUUCAGAUUAAUCGAGGAGCUAAAGAGCGUGAGUUCUUCCGUACCUUACUAACUCCACUCAUCAAUCAAGCUAUCUGUAAUGAAUUUAUGGAUUUAGAUUUAGACCCUAUGAGUAUAUAUCAAAAGAUUCAAAACGGUAAGGAAUCAAGAACCGGUACACCCUCCAAUCGACUCCCACCGAGUUCUGUUAAAGAAGCCCUUGCUGAUUCAAAUGUCUUGGAUAUUUUUACGACUCAUGUGGAUAACCUGAAAGAGAUUGUAGGGCACUUUAUCUUGACUAUCAUAUCCACCGUCAAUGAUAUACCUUAUGGUAUUCGUGUUAUAGCUAAGGAGCUUUGGCUUGUUCUUAAAGAUAGCUUUCCAGAUGAGUCUCACGAUCGUAUUUUGCGUGUCAUUGGUCAUUUUAUUUAUUAUCGUUACCUAAACCCUGCUAUUAUUGCGCCUGAACAAUACGAUGUUAUUUCUGCAGUUGUUACACCUUUACAAAGACGAAAUUUAGCAGAAAUUUCCAAGAUACUUCAGAAAAUAUCUAGCGGAACAUUUUUUGAAGAUGAACCUCACAAGACACUGUUUAAUGAUUAUAUUGCUGAAGCAAGCAAAAAUUUUAAUGACUGGUUUUUAACAUUAAUUGAUGUUGAAGAUCCUGAAACUUAUUUUGAUAUGAAUGAAUUAACCGAUCAUAUUAUCCCUUACAAACCUACCAUUCAUAUAUCUCCUCUAGAAUUAUUUCAUUUACAUUAUAUACUUGAAAAGAAUUUAGAAGAUAUUGAACCAGAAGGCUCUGAUAUUUUGCGAACAAUUUUAUAUCAUCUUGGUCCAUCACCCUAUCAUCCUGAAAUUGAAUUACCUGAGUCUAGUAUAUGUCUCACAUUAUCAACUAAGGCUAGCUUAGCUCCUAAAGAUGAUCUUGAAGCUCGUGUUCAAGAAAUGAUACUGGAUGCUAAACGACUAAUUGUAUAUGUCAUCAAGAUUCAGUCAGGACAUGAUCUCAAUGAUAUCUUUAAUGCGCGAGUCACUGAAAAACAGGAAACUGUUUGGAAAGAUAGUAUAUCAAAAGAGUUUGUAGAGAAGGAUGAUUUUGUUGCUUCAAAAAGAAGAUAUAUUAUAUUAGGAAAUUCUAAAAGCAAAGUAGAUUUGGCAAAGAUUACCUUCUAUCAGCUUAAGGAAAUUACACGUGGAUUAGUUGAUAAUUUAGUACGUAAUAAUAUCAUUCAAGGUUAUCAAGAAAUAAUCAGUAUGAUUGCUCGUGAUAUCACAGGCCAACACUCUCGUCGUCUUCAACGAAAUAAGGAAUUAUUUAGUCUCAAGUCUACCUUGAAUCAUUUGAAAGAAAAACAUGAAUAUUUAAUAGAUCAAUACAAUUCAUAUGAGCAUUAUCUGAACGGGUGUAUGACAGCUAUGGUGACGAAGAGAGGUCAAAGGAAACAUAAGCUUACCUUGCCAUUCACUCGUCAAUAUUUCCAUUUACGACGUUUGCAAAGGAAAGGAAUAAUGCCCAAAUUUGGAACUUAUAAAUAUACAGCCAAACAAUUGUAUGAUCGUCAUAUUUUAUUACAUGUGGAGGAUGUCCCUAAGCGUUUCUAUGAUCGUAUAUCGAUUAUUUUAUCCAUGCAUGAAAUUGGUGUGAUUACUAUUGAAGGUAAUUAUUCUGAUUGGCCCAUGUCAACUAUACAAGUGAAUAUGCGCUAUGAAGAAUUGUUACAAACACAAUAUGAAGGCUUUCAAACAAUGACAGUAUUGGAUGGCUUAGUUGAAGUUAAUGUUAAUUUACUUGUUUAUUUUAUUAAUAAGAAAUUUUACGCUUAGUACAAGUUACUAAACUACUUUAUAUACACAUAUAUAUAUAUAUAUUUUUUUGUUUA